CACUAUGGCGGCGCCCAUGCAGCCCACCGCGUCGUGGGCGCCCGCCGGGGUUCCCCGCGGCUGUCGCCGCCGCCUGCGCAGCCGCUUCCGCCUUCCCGCCCCGCGCCGGGCCGGGCGCCGCCUCUCCCUGCCUCCCUCUCUGCUGCGGUCAUGUAAGAAGUUGUAAAUCAUGUGAAGAUGGGACUCUUGGUAUUUGUGCGCAAUCUGCUGCUAGCCCUCUGCCUCUUUCUGGUACUGGGAUUUUUGUAUUAUUCUGCGUGGAAGCUACACUUACUCCAAUGGGAGGAAACCAAUUCAGCGGUUCUCUCCUUUGACUCCGCUGGACAAACACUAGGCUCAGAGUAUGAUCGGUUGGGCUUCCUCCUAAAGCUGGACUCUAAACUGCCUGCUGAGUUAGCCACCAAGUAUGCCAACUUUUCAGAGGGAGCUUGCAAGCCCGGUUAUGCUUCAGCCUUGAUGACCGCCAUCUUCCCCCGGUUUUCCAAGCCAGCACCCAUGUUCCUGGAUGACUCCUUUCGCAAGUGGGCUAGGAUCCGGGAAUUUGUGCCGCCUUUUGGGAUCAAAGGUCAAGACAAUCUGAUCAAAGCCAUCUUGUCAGUCACCAAAGAGUACCGCCUGACCCCUGCCUUGGACAGCCUCCGCUGCCGCCGCUGCAUCAUCGUGGGCAAUGGAGGUGUCCUUGCCAACAAGUCUCUGGGGUCACGAAUUGACGACUAUGACAUUGUGGUCAGACUGAACUCAGCACCAGUGAAAGGCUUUGAGAAGGACGUGGGCAGCAAAACCACACUGCGCAUCACCUACCCUGAGGGCGCCAUGCAACGGCCCGAACAGUAUGAGCGUGAUUCUCUUUUUGUCCUCGCUGGCUUCAAGUGGCAGGACUUCAAGUGGUUAAAGUACAUCGUCUACAAGGAGAGAGUGAGUGCAUCAGACGGCUUCUGGAAAUCUGUGGCCACUCGAGUGCCCAAGGAACCCCCUGAGAUUCGCAUUCUCAACCCGUAUUUCAUCCAGGAGGCUGCCUUCACCCUCAUCGGACUGCCCUUCAACAAUGGCCUCAUGGGCCGGGGGAACAUCCCAACCCUUGGCAGUGUGGCAGUGACCAUGGCACUACAUGGCUGUGACGAGGUGGCAGUCGCAGGCUUUGGCUACGACAUGAGUACACCCAAUGCACCCCUGCACUACUAUGAGACCGUGCGCAUGUCAGCCAUCAAAGAGUCCUGGACGCACAAUAUCCAGCGAGAGAAAGAGUUUCUGCGGAAGCUGGUGAAAGCACGUGUCAUCACUGACCUAAGCAGUGGCAUCUGAGUGGGCCCAGCACGUGGCCACAGAGGCCUAGGCACUACCAGGAGCAAGGAGCAUCCACCGCCACCUGCGCAGGAGUCUUCAGACCCAGAGAAGGACAGUGCCAAGGGGCUCCAGGGGUGGCGAGGCCUUGGCAGGGCAGCCGGAGCUGUGCCUGCUCAGAGGCCAGCCUCAGAGACCAGCAUUCAGCCUCAUUUUCGGCCUGGGCCCUUGAAGCCCGAGGGCCAGGAGGCUACACUGGCUGUGCCCAGCAGGCCUAGCAUGCAGGAGGUGGGACAUUAGGCAGCAAGGCUGCUACCGGAAUAGUUUCUCCAAUCAGUGUUUGGCGUAUUAUCAUUUUGUGAAUUUGGGUAGGGGGGAGGGUAGGGAUAAUUUAUUUUUAAAUAAGGUUGGAGAUGUCAAGUUUGGUCCACUUGCCAUGCAGAAAGAGGCCCACUGGAGGGCCCAUCAGGCAGUGGUACCAGUAAGCUCCCUGUAGGGUGGGAGUGCCACAGCUAGCCUGUACCCUGCUUUGGGCUACAGGGAGGGCAGGAUCUCAUGCCAGCCCCCUUUAGCUCAUGCCACUGUUUAGCCUUUCUUGGGGAGAAGAUGGGUGUUCCCACUCACCAGCCUCUAGCUGUUCCACAGGGAAACUCUGGAGCCAUUCCUUUGCAGCCAACAAGACAGCCCCUGGGCUGCAGCAGAGAGAACUUUAGAGUCCAAGAGGCAAGGCCUGGUCCAGCCCAAUGGGAAUGGCUCCCCUCCCCAGCUGCAGCUGAUCCACAGGACAGUGCCCUAGGCCUUGACUGACCAACUUGUCAGACGUUCUAGGUUUCAGCAAGGAGACUGCCAGGUCCUUGGGUUAUGCCUUUAACCUGGACCAGCGGGCAGUGAGUUACCCAGGCUAUGGCAGCCAUCCUGGGCAGCCCUCAUGGAAGCAAUAAAGCUCUUCCCUGAAA
Molecule: messenger RNA, 2237 nt
Organism: Cynocephalus volans (Philippine flying lemur)
Lineage: Eukaryota; Metazoa; Chordata; Mammalia; Dermoptera; Cynocephalidae
Gene: ST3GAL3
Product: ST3 beta-galactoside alpha-2,3-sialyltransferase 3
Exons: 12
Coding region: 178-1302 (374 amino acids)
Molecular function (GO): sialyltransferase activity
Source: RefSeq, a predicted model, not a curated record